GGAGCAGAGCCCCGGGCCUUCCCGCCCUUGUUCAGAUUUUUAAAUAAUACAAUGUCUAAUGGUUAUGAAGACCACAUGGCCGAAGACUGCAGGGAUGAUAUUGGGAGAACGAAUUUAAUUGUCAACUACCUCCCUCAGAACAUGACCCAGGAGGAAUUACGGAGUCUAUUCAGCAGCAUUGGCGAGGUUGAAUCUGCAAAACUUAUUUGGGAUAAAGUAGCAGGACACAGCUUGGGUUACGGCUUUGUGAACUAUGUGACUGCAAAAGAUGCAGAGAGAGCGAUCAGCACGCUGAAUGGCUUGAGACUGCAAUCCAAAACUAUUAAGGUGUCCUAUGCCCGCCCAAGCUCAGAGGUCAUCAAAGAUGCCAACUUGUACAUCAGCGGGCUCCCGAGGACCAUGACUCAGAAGGAUGUGGAGGACAUGUUCUCUCGUUUUGGGCGAAUCAUCAACUCCAGGGUCCUUGUGGAUCAGACCACAGGUUUAUCCAGAGGGGUUGCGUUUAUCCGGUUUGACAAACGGUCGGAAGCAGAAGAGGCAAUUACCAGUUUCAAUGGUCAUAAACCCCCAGGUUCCUCCGAGCCCAUCACAGUGAAGUUUGCAGCCAAUCCCAACCAGAACAAAAACAUGGCUCUCCUCUCGCAGCUGUACCACUCGCCUGCUAGGCGGUUUGGAGGCCCUGUGCACCACCAGGCGCAAAGAUUCAGGUUCUCCCCUAUGGGUGUAGAUCACAUGAGUGGGAUUUCUGGUGUCAAUGUCCCCGGCAAUGCUUCCUCGGGCUGGUGCAUCUUCAUCUACAACCUUGGGCAAGACGCUGAUGAGGGGAUCCUCUGGCAGAUGUUUGGCCCCUUUGGUGCAGUCACCAAUGUGAAAGUGAUUCGUGAUUUCAACACCAACAAGUGCAAAGGGUUUGGUUUUGUGACCAUGACAAACUAUGAAGAAGCUGCAAUGGCCAUAGCAAGUCUGAACGGCUACCGCUUGGGGGACAAAAUUUUACAGGUUUCUUUCAAAACCAACAAGUCCCACAAAUAACUCGCUCAUGCUUCUCUUUUUUCUUUUCUUUUUUUCUUUUUU
Molecule: messenger RNA, 1074 nt
Organism: Arvicola amphibius (Eurasian water vole)
Lineage: Eukaryota; Metazoa; Chordata; Mammalia; Rodentia; Cricetidae
Product: ELAV-like protein 1
Exons: 1
Coding region: 52-1032 (326 amino acids)
Cellular component (GO): ribonucleoprotein complex
Molecular function (GO): RNA binding
Source: RefSeq, a predicted model, not a curated record